CCCAUCUUUCAUAAUCUAUACCUUCUCUUCUACUUUUUAGUUCUCUCUCCUUUUCUAAUCCACAUUAUUCUGAAUGGCUCAUCGGAGCAUACUCAAUUCUUUGUUUCCCCAUAGACCAGUGUGAAUAUACCAGCAAUUGGACAUAUCCAGCUACUAUCUACCCCUAAUAUAUUACUCCGAACUCCGUAAGCCGUCCGCAUGAGUACCGAACCUCCCGUUCCGGAGACGAGCGUCUUAGCCGUCGCCAGUCAUGUUGUUUCAGGGAACGUCGGGAAUAAGAUCGCGGUCUUCGUACUUCAGUCUAUGGGCUGCGAUGUUUCUGCUUUGAAUACUGUACAGUUUAGCAACCACACGGGCUAUAAACAAUGGAAGGGUACACGGGUAUCAGCGCAGGAGAUUACCGAUCUAUGGGAUGGCCUGAAACAAUCAUACCUUGAUAACUUCCACAUGAUGCUCUCGGGAUACGUACCAGGUGCUGAGGCCGUCGAGGCUGUAGGUAAUAUUGGCCAGGAACUCAGACGUAAAGCCGAGGCUGGCGACCCGGGAAGCUUUUUCUGGGUGUUGGAUCCGGUUAUGGGUGAUAAUGGACGGCUUUAUGUGGCGGAGGCGGUGGUUCCUGCGUAUAAGAGUUUGUUGCAUUUUGCGGAUCUUAUACUGCCGAAUCAAUUCGAAGCCGAACUCCUCUCCGGCGUGAAGAUAACCGACUCCGCAUCCCUCGAGCGCGCCAUUGAAGUCCUACACCAGGAGUACGGCGUCCCACAUAUCGUCAUCACAUCCGUAUCCCUACCACUCCUCAGCUCUUCAUCUCCAUCGUCCGAUAUACCCAAGACUAUGUCCGUUGUUGGCUCGACUAUGACAUCAGACCGACGAGCGCGAAUCUUCAAAAUCUCAUUCCCGGUGUUCCAAUGCUACUUCAGCGGCACAGGCGACAUGUUUGCCGCGCUAAUGGUAGUACGGAUCCGCGAGGCAGUCUCCAAUUUCGAUAAACUCAACGACGAGAAACUGAGUGGCAAGCGUUCAUGGCUCAGCGCCGAUGAUGUUAAGGCAACGGAUCUACCACUCGCAAGAGCGGCCGAGAAGGUCUUGGCUAGUAUGCAUGAAGUCCUAGAACGCACGUGUCAGAGUAUGACAACGGAGAUUGCGACCGCAAAAGAGAGGAGUGGGGACUUGGAUGAGAAGAGUUUGCAUUUGUUAAAGUCGAGGGCUGCGGAGUUGAAGCUCGCGAGGAAUUUAGGCUCGUUGAGGGAUCCGACGGUGGAGUAUCGGGCGGAGAAGAUGUGAGUGUAGGUAGGGGGUAUAGACAAUUUAGAUGGAUAUCCCGGGUUAGGUUUAGCAUUAUACCGGCUUUAUGAGAGGAAUGAAAUAGAUGAUCAUCGUAUAUCAUGGUAUUCAUUGUGUUAUGAUGGUAGACUACUUGGCUGAGUCUAAAAAAUUAACUAUAGCUUCCCCUUGCUGACUACGACGAUUUUUACAUUUGCUUGUGAGAGUAGAAUUGCUACGGAAAAUCAACAUGAUUGUGAAAGGGAUUGCCCCCUCUUAUUGUUCUAUAGUCAGGAG
Hypoxylon trugodes is the source of this 1557-nucleotide messenger RNA. Its product is annotated as Ribokinase-like protein. Gene Ontology annotation, biological process: pyridoxal 5'-phosphate salvage. The record is from RefSeq and is a predicted model, not a curated record. Gene Ontology annotation, cellular component: cytosol. The transcript has 5 exons. Gene Ontology annotation, molecular function: pyridoxal kinase activity. NCBI's taxonomy places the organism in Eukaryota, Fungi, Ascomycota, Sordariomycetes, Xylariales, Hypoxylaceae. The coding region runs from base 199 to 1281 and encodes 360 amino acids.